AGUUAAGUGUCGAGCAUUGCGGAAAGUUAAAAGUGCAUACGCAACGCUUCACUUGAAUUUCCCUGAUCAUUUCUUUUACAAAAGGAAAAGGUCGGUGCGCAAAUUUCACCCCGAUUCACUUCCGCCGUAAUAUCGUUUCAGGGCCCCUAUUCCGCGUUUUCUUUUCAUAUUUACCAAGGGAAUACGCUUUACACGAAAAUGCUUCUAUAGAAUACUACACUUGCUGGAUACUGCAAUAGUGUUGCGCAUAUAAUGUUGAAAGAGUCAUUUUUAACUCAAAGUCAAAGUCGGUUUCAGAGAUGGAGGAUACCAUCCACAAAACCAAAUACUUUGCUCUCGAAUAAGGUAUCGAAACGUAUAAUCUGAUAUAAAACUAAUCAUUUCGAUGUAAUAUAAAAGUACUUAUUAAGAAAGUAAUAGCACUUUAUAGAAAAUAAUAUUUAUUAAUGAUACCGAUAUCAAUUACAUAGCUCGCAUCCGUUUAGUAACUUCGAUGUUGUAAAAGAAAAAUGUUGUAAACUUUAGUAAUUGUAACGACUGCUUUCAAUUACAGAUAAAAAUUUCUAGCUAACCAAUGCUAAUCAGUGCCAGAUCUAAUUAGUGAAUAGUUGCUGCUUCUUGAUACCAUUAUCUCAUUGAGACUCGGAAAUCUGAAUCCAUCAAUGCGCCGAGCGUAAGAAAGUGAAGUAUGACACAGCAGUCUUCACAAUCUUGAAAAAGAACGGUCAGUAUUAUUAUAGACGACGGAAAACCGCAUUUGCGAGGAUCGUAAAUGUCCGCUUUCCUCUCCCAUCGUGUUACGUUUUCAUUGUUCUGUUGAUGCUACCUAUACGAAAAUGCGACGAUAUAUGAUGCAUACAGUUAUUACACGUGGAGCGGCUUCUAUUGUGAAAGCAUCUGUCGUUCCGCCGUCGGUCGUCGCGACGAUCCGAGCGCCAAACAGGAAGAAAGACAGGGAAAUCGGAAAUUGAAAAUUAAUUUCUGCAUGUCACCACCGCCGCCGCCACGAUCAGAUGCAACCUUUUCAAAUUAUUAUUGCUGCGAACAAACCAGCACUUGACGAAAAGUUCCAAAAUGUACAAAGUACAUCUACUAACAUGUCAACAUGAGUGUUGCAAGUUUACCUUAUCACAAUUAAAAAGUUGGUUGUUCUUGGCCACUUUUUCGGCAAUCUAUCCCACUGCGCGCCGGCCGCUUCUCGGCGGGUCGCGGAGGUAAAACGGACUCGCGGCGCGGGCGUGCCUGUGGAGCGGAUGUCGAAGAACCAGAAGAGAAGAGGGGUAGAUACAGAAGGAGCCCGAAUGAGCCAGUGCCAGGUGUACGUAUCGCCCAUAGGGAUAGGUAGAAAACAAGGUGGGAACCAUAUGUUGAUCUGCUGACGGGCGCUCUGGCACGCGCCAGGCGCACUCAAACUCGAGCCUUUACACCGCGAGGAUCGGGCUGUGGUGUCCACCUUGGCGUUCUCCCGCCAACUUGAUCGAACGUCUGACAGUUCGAUCUCGAUGUUCUUUUCACGGUCCACGUGUAGAAGAUGUUCGCUACAAGGAGCGCAGUGAACUGAGAUACUAUCAGCGAAGAUAAAGUUCGCGCGAGGAUCCGAUCGGGUUGAUUUCACAUAGGUGAUGUGUGCUAUAAGUACAUGCGGUAUUCUUCACGCACAAGAAGCCAUCUCUCAAUAUCUUUAUCGGACAUAUUUCGUUUGACGCAAUGGAAUCAUUUAAUUCGGUGUGUAUUAAGCAUUAGGACCGUGAGAACACCAUUUUUAAAGAACCAUCCUCGAAGAGCCACCGCUUGACUGCGUUGACAAACUCAAUGGAAUGUGAAUCGAUGAUAACGAACAUUGUGUUUCAACCCCCUCUUCAGUGUGAGAAAAUUUGACGUGGAAAUGAAGAUCGAGAACGUCGAGAAGAUUUGACGUAGAAAUGAAGAUUACACCUAUACAAGAAUCUAGGGCUUGCGAAAAGGACUUUCCCGCUACGGUUCAUCUCACCUUAUGAGACGCAGCUUUGAUAAGGCACUGUACUGUGCUACGCAUAGAGAUAUUUUCUCAUUGUGCCAAGUCGAUCGAGUAACUCUUCCAAACCGACCAUGGCCUUACUAUCGAAUCAUCACUGCAACUAUCAAAACACGCAAUCUGACAUGUUAACACCCGCGUAUCCGAAUUCGAUGAGGAGCUACGACCCUCUGUACCCGUCGCCAUACAACUCCCCGAACUACGAGUCCACGAGAAUCGCGUAUCGUGACAAUUGCACGCACGAGAGCGAACUUACGCCGCGAAGAGAUGUCGAGACGCUGGACUACGCCAAGGACAUGGUAUCGGAGUACACGAAGACUCCGGAGGAAUAUGAUCGAGGACCCUACGGCGUCCUGACGCCCGUCACUCCGCAGAGAUACGAACCGCCACACUCGAUGGAUCAGACCACGUCGCCGCGAUCAACAUUGUACGAGGAAAGCUCAAUGGACUAUCAACCGUACUGCUACGAGACGCCUCCUCAGGAAGCGAGAUACCAACCCCUGGAGAACAGCAAGCCGAUCCUCACAAUCGUCGAACCUCGCGCCAAUUGUUGGGAGCCUAUCAUCUCGACGCAGAGAAUGACAUCGACGCCGCCGGUGAGUCCGCGGAAGGGUAGACGGAGAUCCCGCGACGUGCCCCCGUCGCCGACAGUACUAAAGCGUCGACGUCUCGCUGCGAACGCACGCGAACGGCGUCGCAUGAACGGUCUAAACGACGCCUUCGACAAGCUGCGCGAGGUCGUACCGAGUCUCGGAACCGAUCAUAAACUGAGCAAGUUCGAGACCCUACAGAUGGCACAAAGCUACAUAGCCGCUUUGUGUGAUCUCCUACAGAGACACGAUAGCAAGAGAUAGAGACGGAUCUCGAAAUCGAAGAUGCAAGUAUGCUUUUUCAAUAUUCUGGCACCGUUUUUCGAAAAAUGCAUUUAUCUGAAUACCUGAUCCGAUAAACCUGAUUUAGAUAAAUUCUGCGGUCUCUAAUCACAAUUUUUCCUUUUUUAUAAGAAUUUAAAUGUCAUUUACAUUUUAAUUACAAGUUUAAUUUUCUUUGGCUCUAAUAAAUGGCUUGGACCAUCAUUGUACUAAAUUCUUAAAUUCAGAAUAUUGAGAAAUUAGUCACUAUAAAGUUUAACGUGUUGGAAAUAUUUAUUAUGGAUAAAAUUAAUUAAAGAAACAAUUGUUAGCCAAAGUUAAUUUAUCAUGUAAUCUUGAGAUGUAAAAUUAACAAUAAAACGCACAGAUAAUAUUUUAAUGCUUAUUUAAAGCGUAACAAAUUAUCUAUACUGAUUGUUAUACAAAAUGUAAUAAGACUGAACUGCACAAGCGGUACAGAAGGCCUUCUUAACUCUAUCAUAAUUUGUGUGAUCUAAAUAAUUAUAUAUCUGAUUAUAAGACUUAAGCAUUUUUGCUAAUGACUAUUUCUAUUAUUAUGCGAAGAGUGAUUUUAAAUGGCAAUAAGUUAUUUAACUACGAUUUGACAUAACAUGCUGACGAUUUUUUUAAACAUACUUAUAUUUUUAUAAUCUAAUUUGAAAUUUCUAAUACAUUUUCGCUUUAAAUUAAGAUGAUAUCGACAACAGUUUCUUCUUUUCUUUUUUCUUUUUUACUUGAGUGUGCAUCGCAAAUGCAAUAGCGAAUAUGCGUAUCUCUGUAUUUUUUUAUGUAUAUUAGUAUAAGAUAACAAAAAAGAAACAGCUAAAGAUCCAAAGACUAAGCGCGAUAGUAACAAAAGAAGCCCAUUGUGUGCUUAUGCGUUUGCUCGUGUGUGCAGUGUUUUAAAUACAUAUUAUGUUUAUUUGUAAGACAGGUAAUCCAUCAUAUUCUAUCUCAAUCUAUAUUAUCGACUCUGAAUUUUUAACAAGAAGCGAAGAUAUAAUUUUUCAAUUAUUUUCAUCAAAGAAAAUUAAACUGUACAUUGUAUUGCUAUAUAUCAUUGUAUUAGUCAUGAAUCGUUUUAUUUACUUUAGUUAGCGGAAAUAAAUUUACAUUUAAGAUUAAUGCUGUUUUUUGACGAAUCGUAAAACUAAAUUCAUUGUGAAUUUAUAAUUACUGUCGUAUCUAGUCAAGAUUACAAUUAUCAACUCUGAUCAUUUUUAAGUGAAAACACCAAAGAGAAGCAGAAGAAACUUUGUAAAGAACAAUAAUAAUAAAAUCGUGUUCAGACACUUAUUGUAUAACCCGCCAAAGAAAUGUUUAUAAAUAACAAACGUGUAUAUUUAACAAGUGGCUAUUCGUCAUUAGUUCAUAAGCGUUAAGUUCAUUACAUGAAAAUAAUUGUAAUAUUAAUUGUAUCAAAUAAUAAUAUGGUCCUGUACACUAUUGUAAAUAAAAAACAAUGUUCAUAAGAGAAUAAA
This is a messenger RNA of Solenopsis invicta (red fire ant), 4367 nucleotides long. Its product is annotated as protein Fer3. The transcript has 5 exons. Bases 2089 to 2868 code for a protein of 259 amino acids. The record is from RefSeq and is a predicted model, not a curated record. Gene Ontology annotation, molecular function: protein dimerization activity. NCBI's taxonomy places the organism in Eukaryota, Metazoa, Arthropoda, Insecta, Hymenoptera, Formicidae.